Centruroides sculpturatus (bark scorpion) is the source of this 1797-nucleotide messenger RNA. It is a transcript of the gene red, whose product is annotated as lysM and putative peptidoglycan-binding domain-containing protein 2-like. The record is from RefSeq and is a predicted model, not a curated record. The coding region runs from base 253 to 738 and encodes 161 amino acids. Lineage: Eukaryota; Metazoa; Arthropoda; Arachnida; Scorpiones; Buthidae. The transcript is spliced from 4 exons.
CAAUGCUCUUCGAAAAAAUGAAUAUUGGAUGCGCUUUUCUUAAAGAAAUGUUUUCCAAAGUUGUAAAAACUAUUUUGCACCAAGCAAAACCUGUUCGACUUAAGACAGGAAGAUGAACCAAUGAUUGAGCAGAGAUUUGUUUUCAAGAAAAAAAAAAAUGAGUACAGCUAAUGGUUAUAGGUUUUCCAUAUAAGUAUGUUGCCAGAUAAGUAACGGCAGCUGGCAGCUCAGUUAAUUAUUUAAAAAUUUGCAAUGGCGACUGGUGAUGGAGGCGAGAGAACAUCCUUGGGUUGCUAUGUUAAAAAACAGACAAAAUACGGCAGCGUUUCAAAUAAUAUUAAUAGAAGAGAGAAAUAUAUCGUUCAUACAGUGCAUCCAGAUGAUACUUUGCAAGGUAUAGCUCUUAAAUAUGGAGUAACGAUGGAACAGAUUAAACGAGCAAAUAAAUUAUGGAGUGCAGAUUGUCUUUUCUUGAGGCCAACUCUAAAUAUUCCAGUUGCAGCUGAUUUAGCAAAUUUUUCUUUGAAAUCUGGUACUGAUGUUUCUAAUUCAGAAAUAAAUGGCAAAAAUAAAGAAACUCAUUGUACAGAUUCUGGAGAUUUUAACUUGAAUGAUACGAUAUCAACAAGGGAAGAAAGUUUAGCAGAUUUUCUGAUUCGUAUUGAUAGUUCAAUUGCAGAAACUAAAGAUAAAGUGAAAUAUUUACAACAGAUUACUGUUCAUAAAAAUAUCAUGUAAUUGAAGGAACAUUGCUAUGAUGAAUGAAAUCAUCCAGUACAGUAAAUAGUGAAAUUCCAAUAGGGAAAAUAUGUUCGUCUCACUUCGAUAAAUCUUAUCUGAAAUAUAAAUAUUUUAAAGGAAGUGUAACUAAUAGAAUCCGCCCAUAUCGAGGUUGUUUUUUUAAAAAAAAUACUUUUAAAAAACCUUUUGAGAAUUAAUAAAUUUCUUACAUAUUUGUGACAAAUUUUCAUUUAAUUUACGAACUUUGUUACAUAAUUAUUAUAAACCUCCAUUGCGUUUAUCAGUAUAAAUAAAGCCUACAGUUUUAAACACAAGUGUCUGUGUUAUCGCGAAAUCUUUAGUAAAUCUUGAACUUUGUCUGUAACAAAUGUUAUCGUAACGAUUUGUGAAACUGUCCGGAUUGAAUUACACCUUUGUAUUAUUUUCAAAAAGUGAUUAAUAAUAUUAGUGACAGGUUACAUCUGAUAGAUAAUGGUUAUUUGAAAUGGUUCAUUAUUAUCCGUUUAAGCAAACAGAAUUCAUAAUGAAUAAUUGUUUCGUUAUUCAUCCUAUACAUAUGAAAAGUAAUUUAUCACUCAUUAUAAAAAAAAACUAUUCAUAUUUGGAUAAAGGGGAAAACACUAUCUGUAGAUUUCUUUCUGCUUUAUCCUUAUAUUGUGCUAACGAAGAAACAAAAUAGUGAUGAUUCGUCAAAAAAUGCAGUAAAGAAUAGUAAUAAAAUUUCAAAAUGUUAUCAAAUAAAUAUAUUUUUGUUCUCUAAAAAUUAUUCUCCAUUAUUAUUAUUCUCUAUAUUAUAACUUUAAUAAAAAAAAUUUCUCAAUUGAUACCGAAAUAAUUCAUGUUUGGUUUGGAAAAAAUAUAUAAUUUUAAUUGCACAGAACGGAAAAAAAAUGCCGUCGAUUAUUUUAAAUCAGUUACAAAUUAAAUAUCUUCACCCCCCUUUUUAAAUGUUUUUAUCUGUAUUGAACCGUACUUAUCAAAUUUUAGGAUAGAUACUGAUUAAAAGUAAAGAAAAAAACCGAUAAAUAUUUCUUUAAUUUUUCGAAAUUAAGGGUA